AUGACGCCUAACCCUCGACCCCCUCGGAUUAACAUCCAAGGCGAUUAUCAUAGUGAAAAGAAAGGGUCCGCAUCGAGUGCCCAAUCUGGGUCCGGUAACUCGUUUGGUAGCCUAGAUGUCGUUAUCCCUGCCCAUCUGCUCCAAACUGCGACGAACACGGUCUCCAAGCGCGAUGAGGGCGAAGUACCCAACUGGGGGCCUCAGAGGCAGCUCAGUGUACGGCAGAAUCCCAUAUUCAGACAGCUAUCCGCCGCUGUCCGUCCUCCUCGACGACCGGCUGCGAUACAAAGGUCUUCGACAGCUCCAAGCGUGAGGUCCUCUGCGGCACCUUCGCGUGUGGUAUCUCGAGCAAAUAGCACUACAGGGAGCCCAAGGACAUCAUUGCCGAACGAGGCGAAGCCUCGUGUGGUGAAGAGACCAGAGGCGAUAAAUACAAGAAAGAGUUGGAGGUUAUCCUAUACGCCUGGGGACCUCGAGAAGCUGGCCAUUAGUCCAAGAGCGUCACGAGCAGGUUCUCCAGCUUCAGAGACUUUUCCCGUAACCGAGCACGCCUCAUACGACUUCGGGAAACGACCUGUCUCGAAUCCGUUCGGCGAUAAACAUGUCGACAAAUCUGCUAACGCCUCUCGACGUUCUUCGUUCGGUGAGGCCAUCAACCCUUUCCUUUCACGGAACAACUCGUCAUCAUCGAUCGACCAGCACGCCCGCCCCGAAGCGGCCUAUGCCCCCCGGGACGCACGAGAACGAAGCAAUACACUCGAGACCAUUGUCAAUGCCAUCGUCCCUGAUGCCCUGCAGAAGAAGCUGACGAACAACACCACUAACACCGGCGGCUUAGCUCGGCACAGCAGUAUGAGGAAGACGUUCGAGAACGCCAAAUUGCGCGGGCAGGAACUGCAGCGGAAUAAAUACGCCAUGGUGGCCUUCGAAUGGGGCAUCUAUCUCUUCCUCUUAUGUUUCAUAUACUUUGUCUUGAUUGGUAUACCCUUGUGGAAUGGCGCUGUCUGGUGGUUGUACUGGGUGGUCGCUAAUAAGUUUGUCUUCACUGGUGGUUUCAGUAUCACCCUUGGUAUUGGUUUCUUCUACGCCUUCGCGCCUCUCCUUAUCAUGUUCGAGAAGGAUCCUGACCCAGUGGAGAUUACCGCCGAAACGAAGAUUCAGGAAAACGUCAAGGACACCGCGCUCUUGAUUCCUUGCUACAAGUCCGCCAACCUCAUCGCAGCAACGCUCGAAGCCGCACUAAAGAUCUUCCCGGCCUCGCACAUCUACGUGCUGGCAAACGGCAACAGCCCAACGCCGCUCGAUAACACCGAGGAGAUAUGUCGCCCGUAUGGUGUUAACCACAUCUGGUCUCCUGUGGGAUCCAAGAUCGUCGCGCAGUUUGUGGGUUGUUACGCAGCCAAGGCUUUUAAGAACGUGUUGUUGAUCGACGACGACUGUGCACUACCGCCUGAUUUCCCCGUUGUUACCGAGCGUUUGAAAGGCAACGUGAUGUGUCUCGGAUACACCAUUAAGAGUGUAGGACCCAACUCUUCCAAAGGCAACUACUGCCAGCAGGCACAGGAUCUCGAGUAUAAGCUCAGCGGUCUUCAGCGAGACUUUGCAGGUCGCGUCGGUUCAGCCACCUUCCCUCACGGUGCCAUCGCGCUGUGGGACCGCGAGCUACUCGUUAAGACAUUCCACGAACACCCCGGCUUCAGUGUCUCCGAAGAUUGGUUCUUUGGCCACGUCGCGCGCAAGCUCGGUUCUAGGAUCACGAUGUGCUCUCAGGUCUUUGUCGAAACCGAAACCCCAACGUCUGUUUUCUUCUCUAGCGGCGGUUCGCGUGGCGGGUUCGGUGAGAUGACCAUCUUUAGUCAACGAUUCAAACGCUGGAACUUCUUCUUCGUCAACGGCAUGUGGUUCAACCUCGCCUAUAUCUUCGGCAGCUGGAAGCUCGGCUGGUGGGAGAUUGGCGCCAAAAUUUUCGUUUUCCAGGAGGUGUACGAGACCCUUUUGUAUUUGCUGACUCCAUUCAUUUUGCCUAUUUCCUUUUAUGUUCGACCAUCUUUUUGCGGCAUUUUGCUUGGAGCCACCAUCGUUAUGUAUUUCGUCAACACCAUCAUCUUCAACGAGAUCCACCUGCGCCGCAAGAAGGAGCGCAUUGGUUGGUUCACGGUCUACGUCUACUAUCUCCCGUACAAGUUCGUCCUGACGGGCAUCAACGUGGCGAGUUGCUACUGGUCGCUGUACAAGUACGCUCGAUACUUCGCGAAGAGACAUCCCAGGGUCGUCGAAGAUGAGAAGGCGGUUGAAGUCGUCGUUAGACUCGAGGAGGACGCAUACGCAGCGGAAGCCGGAGGCCUUGGUCGCAGUCUUACCGUCCGCAAGGUUGCCGAAAUACCUGCUGGCCGGACAUCCUUGUCUGAGGAGAGCGAGGGAACGGCCGUGCAGACAAGGGCGAACACACCUCAGAUCGGAUUGAACCUGCAUUCGGAUGCGUCUUUCUAUGAGCCAUACUAUCACCAAGAUGAGCUCGACAGCGCUGGAUCUGGUGCUAGCACCCCUGCUAGAGGUCUAAUGGGUGGCUAUCAUGCGGUCGGCUACGCACCCACCAGCCAAGCCAGUACUCCAAACAAUCGUUCCUAUGCAACGAGUGUGAACAGCGACUACUCCAUGUGGGAUAACGGCAGAGUGAGCGAGACCCGGUGGAUCUGA
Messenger RNA from Didymosphaeria variabile, 2697 nucleotides. RefSeq lists its product as uncharacterized. Lineage: Eukaryota; Fungi; Ascomycota; Dothideomycetes; Pleosporales; Didymosphaeriaceae. The record is from RefSeq and is a predicted model, not a curated record. Bases 1 to 2697 code for a protein of 898 amino acids. The transcript has 3 exons.